CAAUAGCUGGGGUCCUAUAAACGCGAACGUCCCAGCGCUCAGAGGUAACCCCAGCGAGCGUUCAGAUCGUGGGCCGCAGGUCCCAGGAGCUAGCUCGCUAGGGAGCGGGAGGCCAAGCGACCAGAGUCGGAGUCAGAGUCGUAGUCGGAGUCUCGGGACCGGAGCCGGAGCCUGAUCCGCAGAGUGCAGCCCGCCCGCCCGUCGCCGCCCGCGCACCCGGCGCUGCCAGAGCCUCCGGCGCAGCGCGGCCAUGGAUCCCAGCAGCAAGAAGCUGACAGGCCGCCUCAUGCUGGCUGUGGGAGGGGCAGUGCUCGGCUCCCUGCAGUUUGGCUACAACACUGGAGUCAUCAAUGCCCCCCAGAAGGUGAUUGAGGAGUUCUACAACCAGACGUGGAUCCACCGCUAUGGGGAGCGCAUCUCGGCCGCCACACUGACCACGCUCUGGUCCCUCUCUGUGGCCAUCUUCUCCGUGGGGGGCAUGAUUGGCUCCUUCUCUGUGGGCCUUUUCGUUAACCGUUUUGGCCGGCGGAAUUCAAUGCUGAUGGUGAACCUGCUGACCUUCGUGUCCGCUGUGCUCAUGGGCUUCUCAAAACUGGGCAAGUCCUUUGAGAUGCUGAUCCUGGGUCGCUUCGUCAUUGGUGUAUACUGCGGCCUGACCACUGGCUUUGUGCCCAUGUACGUGGGGGAGGUGUCCCCCACAGACCUUCGCGGGGCCCUGGGUACCCUGCACCAGCUGGGCAUCGUCGUCGGCAUCCUCAUCGCCCAGGUGUUUGGCCUGGACUCCAUCAUGGGCAACCAGGAGCUGUGGCCCCUGCUGCUGAGCGUCAUCUUCAUCCCAGCCCUGCUGCAGUGCAUCCUGCUGCCCUUCUGCCCUGAGAGCCCCCGCUUCCUGCUCAUCAACCGCAACGAGGAGAACCGGGCCAAGAGCGUGCUGAAGAAGCUGCGCGGGACCUCGGAUGUGACCCGCGACCUGCAGGAGAUGAAGGAGGAGAGCCGGCAGAUGAUGCGGGAGAAGAAGGUCACCAUCCUGGAGCUGUUCCGCUCGGCCGCCUACCGUCAGCCCAUCCUCAUUGCCGUGGUGCUGCAGCUGUCCCAGCAGCUGUCUGGCAUCAAUGCUGUUUUCUAUUACUCCACAAGCAUCUUUGAGAAGGCGGGGGUGCAGCAGCCUGUGUAUGCCACCAUCGGCUCCGGCAUCGUCAACACAGCCUUCACUGUCGUGUCGCUGUUCGUGGUGGAACGAGCUGGCCGGCGGACCCUGCACCUCAUAGGCCUGGCCGGUAUGGCAGGCUGUGCGGUGCUCAUGACCAUCGCGCUGGCGCUGCUGGAGCAGCUGCCCUGGAUGUCCUACCUGAGCAUCGUGGCCAUCUUUGGCUUCGUGGCCUUCUUCGAAGUGGGCCCCGGCCCCAUCCCAUGGUUCAUUGUGGCUGAACUCUUCAGCCAGGGCCCUCGCCCAGCUGCCAUUGCUGUCGCUGGCUUCUCCAACUGGACCUCAAAUUUCAUUGUGGGCAUGUGCUUCCAGUAUGUGGAGCAACUGUGUGGUCCCUAUGUCUUCAUCAUCUUCACCGUGCUCCUGGUUCUGUUCUUCAUCUUCACCUACUUCAAAGUUCCCGAGACGAAAGGCAGGACCUUCGAUGAGAUUGCUUCUGGCUUCCGGCAGGGGGGAGCGAGCCAAAGUGACAAGACACCCGAGGAGCUGUUCCACCCCCUGGGAGCUGAUUCACAAGUGUGAGGUGCCCCACACCACCAGCCCGGUCUGCUCCCAGCAGCCCAAGGAUCUCUCGGAGCACAGGCAGCUGGAUGAGACUUUCAAACUGACAAGAUCUCAGCA
Mesoplodon densirostris (Blainville's beaked whale) is the source of this 1828-nucleotide messenger RNA. RefSeq names its product solute carrier family 2 member 1 (gene SLC2A1). NCBI's taxonomy places the organism in Eukaryota, Metazoa, Chordata, Mammalia, Artiodactyla, Ziphiidae. Bases 251 to 1729 code for a protein of 492 amino acids. The transcript has 10 exons. Gene Ontology annotation, biological process: D-glucose transmembrane transport; response to insulin. Gene Ontology annotation, cellular component: basolateral plasma membrane; apical plasma membrane. The record is from RefSeq and is a predicted model, not a curated record.